GGGGUCCUCCUUCUGUCGUCAAUCGAUGCGUACCAACCUCUCACGUCACACUUGCUCUUUUGGCGAUCACGCUUGGCCGAUCAAACCGAUCUUUCCUGCAGUAAGGGAUAUGCAUAAUUAUAUAUCCUCAUACUCUCAAAGUAGCCUAGACCCUAAAAGCAUCAGCCUACAACACACCGUUGUUGGCGUCGAGCGUUCGGACUUGCGAUGGAAAGUGUCAUGGAAGAGUGAACGGGGUGGUCUUGAACGAGAGACAUUCGACUAUCUGAUAAUUUCCUCGGGGUUCUUCAGCACAAAGUGUAUACCCGAAAUACCUGGCCUCCAAUCAUUCCCAGGAGUAAUCAUGCACAGUUCAGACUAUCGUGAACACUCUCAAGUGGAAGGGAAACGAGUGGCCAUCGUCGGAGAUUCUUUCAGUGCUGCGGAGCUCGCCGGCGAAAUAGCCCCACUCACGAGAAGGCUGACACAUAUCCAUCCACGUCCUUUCUACGUCUUCCCCCGCUUUCUUCCUUUGAAGAGUGGGCAAUCCGCGUCAACUUUUGUGCCAAUUGAUCUCGCAUUCUUCUCGAAGUCCAAAAGAAAGUUUCCACAUGAAGCAACGGUUCCAUCCGAGGAGGAUCUGCGUUCCAAGCACCAGUAUUUCCAAAACCUAUGCGGAGACCAAGGUUUGAUUGCACCUGGGUUGUCUGUCAAACCCAACCAGAGCCCGUUUGUCAUUAUCUCCGAUCACUAUCUGAACUCUGUGAGAGAUGAGUCGAUCGAUUUGGUGGAAGGUUACGUUGAAUCAGUGGCCGGUUCUGCCUUGACCUUGUCCAGUGGCAAAAUCAUUGACGAGCCCUACGACGUUCUUAUCAUGGCCACUGGGUUCCGAUCCGAUCUGUCUUACCUAUCAACUGAAAUCCAAAAUGUCAUCGAUUACAAUCCUCGGGACACUCACCACCCAUUCCUCGCCCACCGACUUACUUUCCAUCCCGAACUCCCUAAUGCAGCCUUUAUUGGAAUGUAUCGUGGUCCUUACAUGGGUGUCGUCAUGUUGCAGUCACAUUGGGUUGCAGGAGUAUUCUCAGGCAAAUUGCAAGGACCUACUGCAGAGGAGUUGGCCCGUGGCUUGUCUGCAGAGAAGGCCCUUCGCGACACGUUCCCAAGGCCCCAGUUUCCUCACUCUGACUAUGUCGGCAUUCUCAACGAUCUUGGCGAUACGCUCGGCUUGACACCUUCGUCGUUGUGGCCAGACCGCAACACAGAAGUCGUCAUUCCGGCACAAUACAUAGCAGGCGACGCGUUGAGGUCUGAAGCCUCGCGACUUCUCCAGGAUGUUGAGAGCGACCUCGCUGCUGCUGAAAAAGGCAGAUGGGUGGCGGCAGCAGUAUACAGUGCGUGGCAAGGGUCGUGGAAAAUCAGGCGUCGGUUGGAAAGUGCGAAUUCGCAUUUACCAAGCGGAAAUUUCGAAGGAACGGCAAGUUUCAGACGAAGGGUGAUGGAUAUGGAUGCCGAUGAUCCAAAGAUGGAGUAUGGGUACCUUGAGCAAGGCAAACUGACGACGGAGACUGGAAUGUCAUUCGAUGCACAACGACGCUAUCGUUAUCACUAUUCCGAAGAGAGCGACCGGAUCGAUGCAUACUUUGACGACUCUUCUGACAAAAAGUUCUUCCAUUCUCUUCGAUUCCUUCCUCCUGGAGAGGAGAGUGCGGAGGGAGGGGUUUGGGCCCCGUGGGUCGCAGAGACGAGAAAGGGAUGGUGUGCAGUGGGAGAACAUUUAUGCGCUCCAGACACUUACGUGGCAGCAUACUGGUUCCAUUUCUCUGGAAUCCAUCUCAGUGAAUGGAAGGUGACGUACAAAGUUAAGGGACCAAACAAGGAUUAUGUCGCUUCCGCAAGGUUCACUCGUCCAUGAAUCCACGCAAACCAAUACUUAUCAUAUCAUUAAAAAGCACUGAAGGGGUCAAGGGUAACAAAGGAGCGGUACGGAGAAUCGGAUAGGUAUAGAAUGUACGUCUGGGAGAAGGAAUGUAGAAGGGGUAAAGACCAAGAAAUUCAGCGAAACAUUGGAGAAUAGAUAAUGUAACCCCAAAUUAUCGUCGCUGAGUACCACGCCCAUAGCCAAGCUGAAGAUUGUCCAGCUCCGAUUCGAGGCCCUUUAUGGCACUGUGAGCCAAUUCC
Cantharellus anzutake is the source of this 2160-nucleotide messenger RNA. RefSeq lists its product as uncharacterized. Lineage: Eukaryota; Fungi; Basidiomycota; Agaricomycetes; Cantharellales; Hydnaceae. The record is from RefSeq and is a predicted model, not a curated record. Gene Ontology annotation, molecular function: NADP binding; N,N-dimethylaniline monooxygenase activity; flavin adenine dinucleotide binding. The transcript has a single exon. The coding region runs from base 26 to 1894 and encodes 622 amino acids.